Molecule: messenger RNA, 1642 nt
Organism: Ictalurus punctatus (channel catfish)
Lineage: Eukaryota; Metazoa; Chordata; Actinopteri; Siluriformes; Ictaluridae
Product: prostaglandin G/H synthase 2
Exons: 8
Coding region: 119-1414 (431 amino acids)
Biological process (GO): response to oxidative stress; cyclooxygenase pathway
Cellular component (GO): cytoplasm; neuron projection
Molecular function (GO): oxidoreductase activity, acting on single donors with incorporation of molecular oxygen, incorporation of two atoms of oxygen; prostaglandin-endoperoxide synthase activity; peroxidase activity
Source: RefSeq, a predicted model, not a curated record
ACACACACACACACACACACACACACACACACACACACACACACACACACACACGCACAUCUGAAAUUGAGAAGGACUCAACAGUUUGAGAUAAAUCAUCCAGCUGGAAGUUUUUGGAAUGAAUAAGAAGCUGAUUUGCCUGGUCUUGCUUGGAAGCGUGAUCUUUUUCUGUGAUGGAGGUGUUACAACGGAUUUCUGCUGCUCACAGCCCUGUCAGAAAAGGGGUGUGUGUAUAUCUAAAGGUUUAGAUGCCUAUGAGUGUGACUGCACCAGGACUGGAUACUACGGAGAGAACUGCACCACACCGGAACUUUCCACGUGGAUCAGGUCCAUACUGAAGCCAAACCCAAACACAAUACACUACCUGCUGACAAAUUAUAAAUGGAUAUGGGGCAUCAUUAAUAACAUCUCAUUUCUGAGGAACACUUUGAUGCGCUACGUCCUCACAUCAAGGUCAAAUCUGGUGGAGAGUCCACCAACUUACAAUGCUGAUUAUGAGUACAAAAAUUGGGAGGCGUACUCCAACACUUCCUACUACACUCGUACACUGCCCCCAGUACCCAAACACUGUCCAUCAGCGAGCAUGCCUCUUCCUGAUGUCAAGCAGGUGGUGGAAAAAUUCCUAAUGAGACAGAGGUUCAUUCCUGACCCACAGGGCACGAACCUGAUGUUUGCAUUCUUUGCCCAGCAUUUCACUCACCAGUUCUUCAAGUCUGACUUUAAGAAAGGACCAGCCUUCACCAAAGGCCUGGGCCAUGGAGUGGAUUUAAGUAACGUCUAUGGAGAUAAUCUGGAGAGACAGCACAAACUGAGACUUUUCAAAGAUGGAAAGCUGAAAUAUCAGGUGUUGGACGGAGAGGUGUAUCCUCCUCUGGUUAAAGACGUUCAGAUCUCUUGUGGAAGGAAUCUGCCUGCUGGAGUGCAGGUAAUGGCUACUAAAAUCCUGGAGCAUGGCCGUGAGGUGCGUUAUCAGUCUUUUAAUGCUUACAGGGCGCGUUUCAACUUGGAGCCAUACAAUUCCUUUGAAGAACUGACAGGCGAUAAAGAGCUCACUGCAGAUCUGAAGAGCCUGUAUGGAGCUGUGAACUCUGUGGAGCUCUACACCGGCCUUCUGGUGGAGAAACCAAGGCACAAUGCUGUGUUUGGAGAUACCAUGGUAGAGAUGGGUGCUCCCUAUUCCCUCAAAGGGCUUAUGGGAAAUCCUAUCUGCUCCCCUGAUUACUGGAUGCCCAGCACGUUUGGUGGCAAAGUGGGAUUUGAGAUCGUAAACAUGGCCUAUCUGAGGAAACUCGUCUGCAUCAACGUUAAAGGACCAUGCCCGUUCGUGUCCUUCAAGGUGCCGGAGGACAAAAUGUACAACUUAGCAAAGAUUAAUCCCACUGUCUUACUGAACGAACAGACUUCAGAGCUUUAAUAAUAAAGUGCACCACUGUAUAAUUUCAAAAGUAUUUAAAAAAAUUUUUUAAUCCAUUUAUAAUGUAUUACACAAUUUAUUUUAAAAUUUAUUUACUUAAUUGCUGCUGCUGAAAUGUGAAAUAUUUUAAAAUUCAUUAGUAAUUUAUUACACAAUUUAUUUUAAUAUUUAUUUAUUUAACUGUUGCCGCUGAAAUGUGAAAUAUUUUAAAAUACCAUAUGGGUUUUU